This is a messenger RNA of Mercenaria mercenaria, 8326 nucleotides long. RefSeq names its product transcription initiation factor TFIID subunit 4-like. The transcript is spliced from 14 exons. The coding region runs from base 1 to 2757 and encodes 918 amino acids. Gene Ontology annotation, cellular component: transcription factor TFIID complex. The record is from RefSeq and is a predicted model, not a curated record. Gene Ontology annotation, biological process: transcription initiation at RNA polymerase II promoter; DNA-templated transcription. Gene Ontology annotation, molecular function: protein heterodimerization activity; DNA binding; RNA polymerase II general transcription initiation factor activity. NCBI's taxonomy places the organism in Eukaryota, Metazoa, Mollusca, Bivalvia, Venerida, Veneridae.
AUGGCGGAUCCUAACCCGCUAGAUUCAUUUUUACAUUCAGAGACAGAUGAGAGCGUUGUUAACGCACUAGUUGCUUCCUUAGAGUCGAGAUUAGCUUCCCCUACACAUAAAGAGCAAUCCCCUACGAUACCAAAUCCGUCCGUUAACAGUAAUCAUGUUAGCAAUGUCUCUUCAAUUUCAGCAUGUACAAGUGCUCAAAAUAAUUCUGUGCAUUUAUCUAAUGACACUGGGAAUACAAUUAAUUCUAAUGCAAAAUCGGUGAUAAAAAAUGAAAAUCAAAUAUUAGGAAUUAAUUCUAUUCAUACCAAUUCACCUGUUGCGCACGUAAAUUCACCUGUAAACUCGCAUAGAACUGCAUCACCAAAACCUUUGAACAGUGUAAACAAAUCAUCUCCAGCAAUUCAAGUGAUAACACAACCACAGAAUCAUGGAAAUCAUUCAGUGGUGGCUAACCCACAUAUGAAUCGAGCAACACCAUCACCGUCCAAUGUUAUUUCGGUGAAUAAUAUUAAUGUAGCGCAAUCUAAUUCCAAUAUUAUUAUUACAAAUCCUGGAGUUGUUCAGAAUAACAGUGCAUUAAAACAUGUUAAUCGGACUUCACUUUCGCCUGCUCCUCAACAGAACUCCACUGGACAAAUUGGUGGUGUGCAACAAAGUCAACCGAUAGUGAGGAAUAGUCAGGGAGUUGUAAUUAAUUCAAAUUCUCAACAGUUGACACAAAAAACGAACGUGCAUAUUGUUCAUAGUGCUAAUGUGACUUCAGUGAUUACUCAGCCUGGAUCUAAUCCUAGUGUGAUAACUGUGCGUGGACAAGUUCCAUCAUCUCAUAUAACAACUGUUAGACCUCAAGUAGUGACUACACAUGUUUCAAAUUCUCCAUCACCGCGACUGCAAGGGAGUGUUAGGAUUCAAAAUAGAAUGCCAAAUGCACCAAUUCGAAUUGCAUCAUCUCAGCCAAAUCAGCAGAUAAAUAUUGCUCCAAGACCAGGAUCACAUCCUGGUACAAUUACAUUACCUCCGGGAAUUGUACCAGGACAGGGGGCAGUGCUCAUGAAAAAUGAGCAAGGUCAGAUUGUGAUAGUUCAACCUGGCUCACUUCCGGGACAGCACCCAGCUUCCUCAGUUACGAUCUCAAGCAGUUCUACACCACAGAAGGUUCAGUAUGUUCGGCAUCCAAAUACUGGAGCAACCCAGAGAUUACCUAACAGCCAAAUUUUGACCAUCCAGCCAGGGGCACAGUCUCAGCCUCAGACAGUGGUGAGACAGGCUGUCCCUGCCCCCGUAAAUGCAUCUCGCAUACAACCAGGUAUUAGGGUUACAAUGCCCGGAAGUAUGCAGACUGUAGUAAGAACAACUGCACCAGGAGGUACAAGCACUGUUGGUCAUUCACAUGGUGUAUCCUCUGGCCAACAGUCAGCAGCUGCUCAAGCUGCACAACAACAACAGAUGGUAGAAAAUGUAAAGAAAUGCAAAAACUUUCUGUCUACUUUAAUCAAGUUAGCUGCUAGUCAACCUGAGGCUACUGUCAGUAGUGUUCGAGAUCUCAUACAAGGACUUAUAGAUGGAAAGCUUGAGCCAGAAGUUUUUACAGAGAAAUUACAAAAGGAGUUGAAAUCCUCACCACAGCCAUAUCUUGUACCUUUUUUAAAGAAAAGUUUACCUUUACUACGUCAGUCAUUGUUAAACAAUAAGAUGACAAUAGAUGGUGUAAAGCCGCCACCUAUAGAAAUUGUCCAGCAGCAUCAGUCAGCAAGUCAGGUGGGACACUCGUCAACACAUAAUCAGGUUAUACCAAAGGUUGGAGGUCAGUUUCAUCCAAAGCCAAGUGUCGCUCAGGUAACCAUGGUAACAGGGAAGCCUUCGAUGACCAAACAGAUGAACAUGAUGCAAAGCAAUAUUCCAAGCACAGUGAAAGCCUUUCAUUCUAGGGUCGCUGGACUCACACCAAGCUCAAGUCCGGGACCAUCACAUUCCCACAAAGACACAAAACGUGUGAAGGAAUCAUUUAAAGAUGAUGAUGACAUUAAUGAUGUAGCUACCAUGGGUGGGGUAAACCUUACAGAAGAAAGCAGGAACAUCCUUGCUACUAAUGCUGAAUUUAUAGGAACUCAAAUACGAUCUUGUAAAGAUGAAGCUUUUCUCGCCCAGGGACCUUUAACAAGUAGAAUUCAUGCAAUAGCACGUAGACAUGGUAUUACAGAAGUGCCCACUGAAGUAGCGAACCUGGUAUCUCAUGCUACUCAAGAACGAUUGCGGCAUAUUGUAGAAAAAUUAUCCACCAUAGCUGAACAGCGAACAGAAAUAUACAAGAUGAACGAGAAGUUUGAUUCAUCUCUAGAUGUAAGAGCUCAGUUAAAGUUCCUGGAAGAGCUUGAUGUUCUAGAACGUAAACGGCAUGAUGAACAGGAGAAGGAGAUGCUGCGACGGGCAGCAAAGAGUCGUUCAAAGUUUGAAGAUCCUGAGCAUCUUAAACUGAAACAGAGGGCCAAAGACUUACAAGCAGCUGAGAUGGAAGAGGUCCGACAAAGGGAGGCAAAUCUUACAGCUUUGGCUGCCAUUGGGCCUCGAAAAAAGCGGAAACUAGAUGAAACUUCGAGUGGUUCUAGUAACAUACCCAAUGGUUCAUCCUCGUCCAAUCCUAGAACUGCUUUGCGACCAAGAAUAAAAAGAGUCAACCUCAGGGACCUCAUGUUCUUAAUGGAACAAGAUAAAACUCUCAAUAAAUCAAAUACACUGUACAGAACGUUCUUGAAAUGAGAAUUGUAACAGCAGUAGGUCUGAAGUGCUUUAAAUUGAGAUGGUAAGAAUUACCAAGGAAAAAGUUGAUUACUGUGAUAAAGAUAGCAGUAUAAUUUCCCUCAGUUCUGGUAAAUUGAGAGAAGGUGCGUUCUUGUACAUAGAUACAAUGUAUCUAUAAAAACAAAGGCAGCUGAAGUAUAGACAUGUGUAUGAUUAUAUAUAGAUAGUGUAGGUAUGAGCGCAGAAGGCAGGCAGAGAUUAUUAAAGGAGAUAGGAGGUAAUUUAUUACAAAUCCUUAAAGUGAAGCAAAUGUAAGGUUAAGUUGAAGCAGAUGUUAAACUUACCUGUAUUGUUAAGGUGGAGCUGACGACAUAUCCUGUAUGGUUAAGGUGGAGCUGGAGCUGAUGGUGUUAUCCUGGAAGGUUUGGCGGAUGAACAGUGGAAUUGAUAUAAUUGUGAUUUAGACACUUUGGUUGAAAGGGAAAUAUAUAAUGAAAACUACUAUUAAUGAUAUAAAACAGUAUGAUGAUAGAAGUGUCGGUGUCAUAGGAAUACUAGCAGGAGUAAGGAAUACUACCAUUAGACCAGGAGCGAAUUUGGUAUUUAAGGAAUACUAUCAUUUGACCAGGUUUAACUGCGAUAUCUAAGGAAUGCUACCAUACAAAAGUUUGAUAUCCAAGGUUUACAACCAGGAGUGAGUUUGAUUUCUACAGAUUAGUACCUUGAUUUUUAUUACAUAACCAACCGCAAACAAGUUGAAGAGAGCUCUUAAGAAAGAAGCGUGAAAGUUAAGUUGAAAGCCUUCCCUUCUGUAUUGUGAUACUAGCAUCUGUUCCACUGUGGAGCACCUACAGACAUUUGAUAAAGAGAUUUUUAGAGUAUGCAAAUUAAGAAAUAAGAGAACAAAAGCCUGGAGCUUGCAAUUAUUAUAUUUAAAAACAAUGUGUGUUUUAACAGAGAAGUAUAUGGAAAAUUAUGAAUGCAGGUUAUUGUUGGCUUUGUAUUUGAUGUUAAGAAAUGUGAUCAUGUUAAUAUAUCUACUUAAAAAGUAGUUUUUGGAAAAUGCAGGUUCAUUACAAUUCUGGUUUAAAUUGAUUUGACAAAAACAUCUAACUAGCGUAGAUUGGGUAAUUUUUGUGUCAUUUUUAAUUCACGAUUUGGUAAGACAGCCAUAAUUGAGCCGUGCCAUGGGAAAACCAACAUAGUGGCUUUGCGACCAGCAUGGAUCCAGACCAGCCUGCGCAUCCGCGCAGUCUGGUCAGGAUCCAUGCUGUUCGCUAACGGUUUCUCUAAUAGCAGUAGGCUUUGAAAGUGAACAGCAUGGAUCCUGACCAGACUGCGCGGAUGCGCAAGCUGGUCUGGAUCCAUGCUGGUCGCAAAGCCACUGUUUGUUUUCCCAUGGCAUGGCUCAUAUUUUGCAUUCUUAAGAAUCUGCAAUGCGUAAGUGGUUAAAUUUUUGGAUAUGAUGCUGCUAUAUAUUUUCACAAGUGUUUCGAAUUUGUGUAAUAAAUGCUCAUUCAAUGAUUUUGAGUGAAAAGAAAAUUGUCACGAUUAUUAUCUAAUCUACGGUAACAGUUGUGAUGUCACAGGUAUAAUUCUCAAUGCAAAAGUUGUGAUGUUUCACAGUCUAGGGCAACUGUUUUACAAUAUCAUAGGCAUUUUUGAGCAUUCAAUGGAGAGAAAAAGAAAUAUGCAGAUACAUUUAACAUUGCUGUUAAAAUGUCAUUAUAUAUGUGUUCAUUUCUAAAUCAUUACGUUUGCAAAGUAUAUCUGUUACCAUGUGUUUGUUAUCGUACCUUUAGAAAGAGCAAUUCAUGAAAAGAGUUACAUUUUUAACCAUCCAUAUUUAGAACUGGUUGUUGCCUGUUGACAGCAUAAAAUGUUGUUUUUUUGUGUUUUUUUCCUCUUUUAAGGUGUAAAGGAGGAUAACUACUUAAGUUAAUUACUGAACAUCAGAGUGAUCACAGUCACCUUACUGGCAGAAACAGAAACUUUGUAAACUGCUGAGCUGUACUCUUUAACACAGAAAGCAAUUGAUAAUUGCCACAGUGCCGUUCAUUUUUUUGCUCAUUGUCUGGGUGGUCAGUCUGUCUGUAGGCAAGUAAGACCAUUUGGUUUCCCAUCAGUAACUAGAGAAUGCUUGGUCUUGCAAAAAUCAGACUUUGUAGGAUUAUUGUUAGAGGUCAGUAUAUAACCACUAUUGUUUGGAAAGCUGGUCAUUUGGUCAAAGGUCAAGGACACAGCAUACAGAAUAACAUAAAAAAUCUUGUCUCAGACUGGCCAUCAUAGAGGCAGGCCCCCACCUUCCCAUGAUAAUGGUGAGGACAACCAGUGUUGCCCCUCUACAUUUGUGUGUUUGGAAAGUUGUGUUAGGCCAAGAACUAAGUCUUUACAUGGUUAGAUAUCAAAUAAUUUUAUAUGACCAACGUAAUAAGACGGUAUAUUGAUGACAAGAAUCCUGUCGUGUGAAAAACCAAUUGAGCCGCACCAUGAGAAAACUAACAUAGUGCAUUUGCGUCCAGCAUAGAUCCAGACCAGUCUGCGCAGUCUGGUCAGGAUCCAUUAUGUUCGCUUUCAAAGCCUAUUGCCAUUAGAGAAACCGUUGGCGAACAGCAUGGAUCCUGACCAGACUGUGCAGGCUGGUCUGGAUCCAUGCUGGUCGCAAAUGCCACUAUGUUGGUUUUCUCAUGGCGCGGCUUAAUUAUUCAGAGGGCUUGCAUUUCUGUUUCUUUAUAUCACAUGCCAGGGGCAUUUAUACCCUAGGCACAUGUUUGUAAUUUGAAACAUUUGUUACUUAUCAUCUGUUUCUAUUCAUUUGUAAUAUGUUUUGUUUUCUAUAAAUAUCUCUAACUGCUUCUCAUACUAUUGAUGAAAACUUACUUAUCCUGGUUUAUUUCAAUGCAUAAUUGUAUCUGUGAAUCAGUAAUGACAAUGAGCUUUCUUGUCUACUAUCUGUGAAAGUAAAUUUAAAUAACUUAGUCUUUAAAUCAGUGUGCCGCCAGUGGUAGUGGUAGUUUUACCCAGGUACUCAUUUCUUUACGGAAACAAUGCAUAGUUUUUCUUUCGAAAAUUAAAAAUACCAGUGGACAGUUGCCUAAAUUUAUAAAACUUGAUCUUGGAGACCAGUCUAACAAAGCCCAUUGUCAUUGGUCAAUUUUAAAUUUAAGCUAAAAAUCAAUCAAUAGUAUAGUGAAGCAAGAGACUGGUAUCUGAAAUAAAUUUUAAUACCCUUUGACCCUGAACAGUAGAUGGAAAGAAAUAUUAAAGUUCAUCUUCCUAAAGACUGAACAUGGAACUUUCGGACAGUUCCUCCAAAAAAUAAUAAUGCAAAGGCCUAGAAUUUUAGAAAAUGAACUUUGGGCUCUUGUGCUAUUAAACACAUUCCUUUUUUAGGCUGGAAUAAAAAGACCAUUGUUAAGCAUUACCUAACUGACCAGACCACUUGUUUUUGUCUCCUUUCUUCUGUGAUAGGAAGUAUGUUUUCGAGAUAAUUUUGGUACGAUUUGUUAAAACUCAUUUUUAUGACACUUCUUCAUGAAGUAAAACCUGGAAAACAAAUUACCCUACUACCUACCUACCUUUGUUGUUUUUUUUCCUUCUUUUUUUUUUAUUUGUCAGUAAAUGUAAACACAACUAUUUUUUCAUGGCCUUAAGUAUGUUUGGCAUGUUAUUUUUAUUUUUUCCAGCAAGUUGUAGGUAGGGAAAUAAAACAGUUUAUACCCACAGUGAGCUAUUGUUCAUAAGAAAUAACUUAUUUUUAUUCAUAGGUCACGAGUAAUAGAAAUUAUCUCUUUUAAAAGUUAAUGAUAGAAAGUUAUAUUGUUGUUUACCUAUAUACUAGAGCUGGAGUGUGUUAUUUUAAUCAGUACUACUACAUUUUCAGCUUGACUAUUAAAUCUUUUUUAAUUGAGUUUUUGUCAACACCUUUUUGUUGGUGUCAAAAAAAAAAAAAAUCAUGGAAGUAGGUUUCUAAACAGAUUUAAGACGAUUUUGGCAUUGUGAGAUGACCUUACAGGGCUCUAGCUUUUAUUAGCUCACCAGAGCACGAAGUGCUCAAGGUGAGCUAUUGUGACCGGUCAUUGUCCAGCGUGCAUUGUCCGUCAACAUUUGCCUUGUUAACACUCUAGAGGUCACAUUUGUGACCCAAUCUUUAUGAAAUUUGGUCAGAAUGUUUGUCUUGAUGAUCUCUAGGUCAAGUUUGAAACUGGGUCAUGUGGUUUCAAAAACUAGGUCAGUAGGCCUUAUCAAAGGAAAACCUUGUUAAAUUAACACUCUUAGAGUCCACAGUUUAAGUUUGAAACUCAUGAGAAUUAGUCAGAAUAUUUGUCCUGAUGACCUCUAGGUCAAGUUCGAAUUCGGGUCAUGUGGGGUCAAAAACUAGGUCACCCGGACAAAUCAAAGGAAAAGCUUUUUAACACUCUAAGAGGCCAGUUGUAAUCAAAUCUUUAUGAAACUUAGUCAGAAUGUUUGUAAUGAUGAUCUCUAGGUCAAGUUUGAAACUGGAUCAUGUGGGUUAAAAAAAACUAGGUCAGUAGGCCAGAUCAAAGGAAAAUCUUGUUAACACUUUGAGUCCACAGUUUAAGUUUGAAACUCGUGAGAAUUGAUCAGAAUGAAUGUUUGUCUUGAUGACCUAUAGAUCAAGUUCGAAUCUGGGUCAUGUGGGAUGGAAAACUAGGUCGCCUGGUCAAAUCAAAGGAAGAACUUGUUAACACUCUAAAGGCCACACUUGUGACCCAAUCUUUAUGAAACUUGGUCAGAAUGUUUGUCUUGAUGAUUUAUAGGUCAAGUUUGAAACUAGGUCAUGUUGGGUCAAAAACUAGGUCAGAAGGCCAGAUCAACUCUGGUGAGCGAUAUAGGGCUAUAAUGGCCCUCUUGUUUUGUCAGAACUAUGCCCCUUGCUUUUUAUUUGAAAAUUUGGGUGAAAGUUUUUCAUUGGAGCAGCUUUCUCUAAAACUAUUGAGCAAAACAGAUCUUUCAUACUCCGCAUAAGAUUACUGCUAGGCAAGUUACAUGACUCAAAUUGUCAAGAUUAUGCCACUGAUUAACAUAGAUACUUCGUGAAAGUUUCGCAUGUGAACAGGUUUCUCAGGAACAAUUGUACUGUAUACUUAAAAACUCUUCAUAUGUCUUUGGGAUUAUAACCCUUACCCUGCCAAAUUUCUAAAAUGAACUGGUCCAUCUUUCAAUUUGGACUACAUUAACUGUUAAAAGGGGUGCUUACCAAAAAGAUACUGACUGAAUGGCAAACAGUGCAGAUCAUGAUCUACACUGGUCGCAAAGGCAGAAUCAAUAGUGUCCAGCAUGAUAAGGGUUAAAAUGAAUAGUUCUGAGCCAGGUUCUGGAAAUCUGAACAGUUAACAAAAUUUUGCCCAUUUUUCACCUUGGACAAUUUUUGUAUAGCUUUCGUUUGUAAGCUAGUAUUUUGUAGAAGUGUUUCAAAUAAUCGAGCAUGCUGGCAUUAGGCAGCUCUUGGGUAUAUUAUUAUGCAAUUUAAAUGUAAUCUAUCAAGGCCUCCAGACCUUGAAUAUUUUCUCCUUUAUAUAUGUAUUUUUUUUUUCAAAAAUGCAACAGCUUCUGGAUUUAUUUU